Suillus fuscotomentosus is the source of this 600-nucleotide messenger RNA. RefSeq lists its product as uncharacterized. The record is from RefSeq and is a predicted model, not a curated record. Bases 168 to 440 code for a protein of 90 amino acids. Gene Ontology annotation, molecular function: L-glutamate gamma-semialdehyde dehydrogenase (NAD+) activity. The transcript is spliced from 4 exons. Gene Ontology annotation, cellular component: mitochondrial matrix. Lineage: Eukaryota; Fungi; Basidiomycota; Agaricomycetes; Boletales; Suillaceae.
UUAGUCACUGAAUAACAUCGCAGAGGCCGUCCAGCUUAUGACAAAACAAUCGGCUUCAUCCAGAAAGCUAAGGAUGUGGGAGGGGAGGUUCUUAUCAGAGGCACUGGUGAUGACUCCAAGGGCUACUUCAUACAACCUACCAUCAUUCCAACCGAAGAUCAAUCACCAUGAAAGAAGAAAUAUUUAGUCCUGUCGUUACUAUUUAUGUAUAUGACAAUGCGAAUUAUGAGAAGACUCUGGAACUCAUCGAUAACACCUCGCCUUAUGCACUGACCGACUCUAUCUUCGCCGCAGAUCGCAGAGCCCUUCGGACGGCCACAAACAAGCUACGCAACGCUGCUGGCAACGUCAAUUACAACGAGCAAUGCCCUGGCGCGGACGGUCGUGGGCCAACAAUUCGUUGGAGGAGGACCAACGAGUGGGACCAACGACAAAGCUGAGAGUAUUAGCAUCUUCUACCAGUUCGUUUCGGCAAGAAGCAUCAAGGAGAGCUUCAUGGGCCUGGAGGACUUCCAAUACUUGUCAAACUUAUUUUGGAAUAAUUGGUACCAAGACAAAAAUGUAAGUAAGUCGAUGUUGUAUCAAAGAAUCAUGCUGUUA